AUGCAAUACCAGACUAACUAUCCGUACGCGACGACCUCGCAGCAAUAUGGAGCGAUCUCCCAGUUGCGGGAGGAGCAGCGACGCCGACAGCAAGAGUACUCGCAAGCCUUGGCCCAGCAAGUAGCUCAACGCGAGCAGCAGAAACGUCGAGAGCGAGAGAUGGAUCAGCAGUAUGGGAGACGCAAGGCUUCGGGCAGCCUCGCAAGGACAGCUUCAAGCCUUCCAAUAGAGGAGGAAUGCUCGACGGAUUGGGCCGCAACAACCACCAAAGCUCCCGAACAAGCUUCGCACACGGACAGCAACAGCAAUCGCAGCAGCAGCUCCAUCAUCGCCUACCUGGUGGUCCAGAGCUCUACCCUCCACAAGCUCGAGCACCUUACGGGGCGAACUGACAUCCAUGAUGGCGGCCGAGGUGACUCGGAGGAAGCAGAACGACUUCGACGAAAGCUUCAACAACAGCAGGAGAUGCAGCUAGCGCUAGAACGGCAAAUUGAGGAGAAGCGGCAACAGAAGCUGGAGGCCAAACGACGGCAGGAAGAGGAAGAUCGACGCGAAAUGAAGCGGUUCGAGGAGGACCAACGCCGACAACGUGCUGAACAAGAGCGACUUCAAGAGGAGAAACGACGCAAGGCCGCACUUGAACAAGAGAAAGCGGAGCUAGCGGCCGCGGCCGUCGCGGCGGCCAACCAACAAGCCAAACUCCAGCAGCAGCAAAAAUUGAGGAAGAACCCGUUCACCAACUCUCGGGCACAUUUGUUUGAGGACCCGCCGCCGCAGCCAUCGCCUCAGCGUGGCUUAAUGAUGCCAAACGGCCACUACGGCCACUCCAAUCAGAACGCGUCACCUGUCCGAGGAGGCCACCAGGGCUUCAACCCGAUUUACCCGCAAGAGUCCCAGCCUGUUGGCCGGUCGAUGGACCCCUUGGAGCUGCGUCGGCAGUACGACGACAUGCGAGAAGAGCUGAUAAGACAGAAGCAACUCGUAGAUCAGCUUCGUCAAGCGCAGGCGCAAAUUCAGCAGCAACAGCAGCAGCUCUCUCCUGUUCGUGCUGUAAACGGGAAUUUGCCCACACUCAUGGACUUGGAAAAACUUCGGAAUGAACUGCGGGGCGAGCUCAAAUACCGCGAGCAACUUCACCGGCAGGAACUGGAAUCACUGAAGCGUGAGCAGCAGCAAGAACGAGGGCCCGAACACUCGCCUAAUCGUUAUCCAGAUGUGAGAAACUCACUUCAACCUGCAUCCGACAAACUGCAACAGCGACUCACGCCGCUGCCUGAAAAAGUCGAUAAUAACGCGCCGUCGACGAAUACCCAAAGACAACAGCAGCAUCGACGAUCUCCCGUGAAAAAGCUUCUAACCUCGCAGACUGGAGUUCACCCAAUUGGCGAUAGUUUGAAGUCAUUGCGAGGUGAAAGCGAGCUCGUGUACUUUGACGGCCGCGUGACUGGAGCUGGUAAAACUGGGAAGGAUGAUGUGGUGGCAAGCCGGAAUCACGGCGGAGAUUACGGCAAUUCUCUGGAUCAACAAAGUGAGUCAAUCAAAGUCGAAGACUCUCGAGUUGCAGAGGUAGCUCGAAGCAGUCUUCGCAAGUCAGCAACCAAGAAACAUAGCGUUAAGCUAUCGGUAGCUGCCAGUGCGUCAUCAGCGUCCGAUCAAGCUAGAAACCCCGCACUGGACGAAUUCGACAGUGAAGACGAGUCACAAGGGUUUGUCAUUCAGUCUUCUCCGGUCCGCGGCAACCGAAGCCAGCAGUUGGCCCCGUCACCAACGACUCACGCGCGCAGGACAGCGGCAAGUAGCCACCGAUACUCUCAGUUGCCGCCGGCUUUGAGCUCGUCUUCGCCCUCUAAGCAAUUUGGCAAGUGGCGGCUUGAGUCUGUGGGGACCAACGAUGCCAGCGACAGUGACGAUGAGCUGGACGCCAGCCUCGACGGUGAGCAGCUCGAAGCCCUCUUCCAGCGGAACGUGCGGCGUCACGAGAUUCUUCUGGGCUUCCAGACCAGAGUCCAAGCACAGACAAAGGCCUCAAACCAACACGAAGAAGACGGUAAAGUUCCCCAGGCCAAAUCAGCGUGGACAGAUCUGCAUCAACAGCUUGAGGACAACCGACGAGCAGGACGAAGCCGCCCUGAUAGCGUCUUCAAAGUGGAUGCCGUCUUCUCUCCUCUUACCAACGGAACAAACAACGCGGAGUGUAUCAGCUAG
Molecule: messenger RNA, 2205 nt
Organism: Phytophthora sojae
Lineage: Eukaryota; Oomycota; Peronosporomycetes; Peronosporales; Peronosporaceae
Exons: 5
Coding region: 1-2205 (734 amino acids)
Source: RefSeq, a predicted model, not a curated record